Lodderomyces jiufengensis is the source of this 834-nucleotide messenger RNA. RefSeq lists its product as uncharacterized. NCBI's taxonomy places the organism in Eukaryota, Fungi, Ascomycota, Pichiomycetes, Serinales, Debaryomycetaceae. The transcript has 2 exons. Gene Ontology annotation, molecular function: ubiquitin-like protein transferase activity; protein phosphatase inhibitor activity. The record is from RefSeq and is a predicted model, not a curated record. Gene Ontology annotation, cellular component: cytoplasm. Bases 1 to 834 code for a protein of 277 amino acids.
AUGUCAACCAAUAAAGAGUAUCAAGAGGAAGAUCCAUUAUCAGAACCUAAAAACACUCAACACAUAGACUUAUCAAAAUUAUCACCACAAGAACUCAAAAUAUAUAAAAUGUAUGGGAAAUUACCAACAACUUCUCAAAUAUUAAGCUCAAAAUUUCAUGACAAAAAAUAUUUUGAUUCAGGAGAUUAUGCAAUGCAAAAACAAAAAGGUUUAAAAGGUGUAUCAGGUUUAGGUGGAAACAAUGUUGCAAGUAAUAUACCCAUGAGACAUCCAAGUGCUGAAAGAAUGAAAGAAAUGUCGGUUAGAAAUAGUAUAAGUGCUACAAAUGCUCAAAUAUUUGCGAAUGGUAAAAGUGGUUUAUUGAAUGAAAGUACACCUAAACCUAAUACUUUGUUGAAUAAAGAUAACGAUAAGGUUAGUAUAUUGUUUGUUAACUUGGGCAUAAACAAUCAGGGAAUAGAUCUAGUACUAGAAUUCACGAUAUCGUUUGAGAGCUUUUACAAUGUUCCAAUUUUCAAUUUCAGAGUAUACCAUAAUAAUAAAUUAUCAUUUGAUCUAGGUGGAGUAAAUGAUAUUUUAUACUGGAACCGAGAAGUUGAAUACUUGUUGAUAGAUCACCAUAUUCUACAGAACCCCUGGUUUCAAAUACAUCCUUGUGAGACUUCAAGUACAUUGGAUCAACAUAUGCAGUCAUUUGUUGAGAUUUUAGAAUACGAAGGAGAUAAAGCGGGAAAAAAGAAAGAUCUUACCGUUGAAUAUUUGAAAGUUUGGUUCAAUUUGUAUGGAUUACCUACAAUCUUGCCCGACUUUUCCUUAAGAUCAACAAUUCAGUGA